UUCCCUCUUGCACAUUUCCUCCCUCAUCAUUCUCUCUUCUUCUCAUACGUUCUCUUCAGUCAUCCGAAGCAUUAACGCGGACACACAGAGAGGAACAGAGCCUCUUUCAAUGGCUACAAAAGUCUAUGUUGUUUACUAUUCUAUGUAUGGACAUGUUGCAAAACUAGCUGAAGAGAUAAAGCAAGGCGCUGCUUCGGUGGAAGGAGUGGAAGUCAAGCUGUGGCAGGUACCAGAAACACUAUCAGAAGAGGUUCUUGGGAAAAUGGGUGCACCACCAAAGAGUGAUGUGCCUAUCAUUACUCCCAGUGAGCUAGCUGAGGCAGAUGGGGUUCUUUUUGGCUUCCCUACUAGAUUUGGAAUGAUGGCUGCACAGUUCAAGGCAUUUAUGGAUGCAACAGGAGGCUUAUGGAGAACACAAGCACUUGCAGGCAAGCCUGCAGGAAUUUUCUACAGCACUGGCUCUCAGGGAGGUGGACAGGAGACCACUCCGUUGACUGCCAUCACGCAGCUUGUUCACCAUGGAAUGAUCUUUGUGCCCAUAGGAUAUACAUUUGGAGCCGGCAUGUUUGAGAUGGAGAAGGUGAAGGGUGGCAGCCCUUAUGGUUCAGGAACCUACGCUGGGGAUGGUUCCAGACAGCCUUCUGAGCUAGAGCUUGAGCAAGCUUUCCACCAUGGAAAAUACUUUGCUGGCAUUGCAAAGAAAUUCAAGGCAACUGCUUGAUUUUCUGUCUCAUCCAACUUAUCUUCAUCUUGCCAUAUGUAACCUUAAAAAUUCUAUUCCAUUCCUAAAAAGGAAUUCAGUUCAUGUUCUUGUGAAGAAUAAUAUUCCCUAUUGAAAAUAGGCAGACUAAUGCUUAAAUUUUAUUACCUA
Molecule: messenger RNA, 871 nt
Organism: Hevea brasiliensis (rubber tree)
Lineage: Eukaryota; Viridiplantae; Streptophyta; Magnoliopsida; Malpighiales; Euphorbiaceae
Product: NAD(P)H dehydrogenase (quinone) FQR1
Exons: 4
Coding region: 110-721 (203 amino acids)
Molecular function (GO): FMN binding; NAD(P)H dehydrogenase (quinone) activity
Source: RefSeq, a predicted model, not a curated record